Molecule: messenger RNA, 812 nt
Organism: Vigna unguiculata (cowpea)
Lineage: Eukaryota; Viridiplantae; Streptophyta; Magnoliopsida; Fabales; Fabaceae
Product: large ribosomal subunit protein eL33y
Biological process (GO): translation
Cellular component (GO): ribosome
Molecular function (GO): structural constituent of ribosome
Source: RefSeq, a predicted model, not a curated record
CAAUGAAUCAGUUAAUGUGGGCUAACAGCGGCAGUGCCAAUAAACAGUUGUUAUUGGGCCUAAAUAAAAUCCAAAUUCGCAGGUUUCGGAGGGUUUCUAGAGAUUCUUAUAAAAUCCCUAAAAACCCAAUUCUCUGAAAGUAGGGUUACGCCGCACCGCACCGCAGUGUUGCUGUUGUUUCGUGUGUUAGCUGCAGCUGCGAAGAUGGUGAAGGGACGUCAAGGAGAGCGCGUCAGGCUCUAUGUGAGAGGUACAGUCCUUGGAUACAAAAGGUCCAAGUCAAACCAGUAUCCCAACACAUCCCUGAUCCAAAUUGAGGGAGUGAACACCAAAGAAGAAGUAGGAUGGUAUGCUGGCAAGAGAAUGGCCUAUAUUUAUAAGGCUAAGGUGAAGAAGAAUGGAAGCCACUACCGUUGCAUUUGGGGUAAGGUUACAAGGCCUCACGGUAACAGUGGUGUUGUUCGUGCUAAAUUCAAGUCAAACCUUCCUCCCAGAUCAAUGGGAGCACGGGUUAGAGUGUUCAUGUAUCCAAGUAACAUCUGAGGUAAUUAGGUUGUCAUUUUUGUCUUUUUGCUUGAUAUUUCGAAACAUUUCUUUUUAUAUUUUCAUGGUUUUGUAAUUGAUGGUUAUGUAAUUGGGUGGACUUCACCUUUAAAUCUCAGAUGUGGUUCUUUACUGAGUAUUAGAUUUAUCAGAUUUUAAGUGUUUGUUAAGUGAAUUUAAUUUUGACUGAGCUGCAUAGCUUAAUUUCGUUGCAGUGUAGUUUAAUUUUUAUUGGUGCAAGGGAGAGAAGUAUGAUUGAUUGAUGAAAA